CUUGCCAUGGACGUGCUCGAGAGCUAGCUAGCGAGUUUCAUUGGCUCAGCCAUAGCAACAGUAGCGAGUCCCUAGCAACAUUUAAGAAGACUAGGGGCAAGAUGGAAGUUUCUUUCUCGUAUUUCUCAUUUCCUGUUGUAAAACUUACAGUCUGGUAAUAAAUAUAGCUUUUUAAAUCAGUCAAGGGGUUAGUUUUUAAAAUGGGGGACAACAAGCAACAAACUAAGCGAAUUUUUAUCAACGAUGUUGACAGAUAUUCCUCCAAGCACAUCGCGAAGUUUUUAGCCUCAUGCGUGGUGACCUCUGAGGAUGAGGAAGAAGCAGAAGCAUUAGCCUCCCCUGAAGGUGAACCUGCUUUCCAUGUCGUCGGUACGGUGCCUCCUUCCUCUAAAGGUGAAAAGUGGGAUUUUCUACGGGAGAAAUAUGAGUCACCAAGCAGUGAUGAGCUCCUCCAGCACCUGCUGGAGUGUGAUGUGGUGGUGUACAACAUCUCAGAAAGUGCCACACAGCAACAGGUUGAAGAAGCAACGUGGGUGCUUACAGCCCUUCAUAAUGAGAUGCCGAGCUUCAAGUCUCAGAAAUUGUUCAUCUUAGUCUCCACUGUAAUGACAUGGGCCAUGACAAAACCUCAAAACCCAGAUGAAGCUGAUGUUCUGGUAUCAGAGGAACAGUUCAUAAGAAGAAGGCCUCACCCUGCUUUCAGAAACCACCACAGUUUGGAAAAACUUGUGCUAAAACUGGCUAAAGGGAAAAAGUCCAAACUUGCUGGUUAUGUUGUAGCUAGUGGCCUUCAGUAUGGAAAGGGGGAGGACCUCUUUCAUUACUUUUUCAAGGUUUCUUGGCUGAUGGAGUUUCCAAAAGUUCCCAUAUUUGGACAGGGCACAAAUUACAUUCCCACGAUUCAUGUGUCUGACCUUGGAGGAGUGAUCCAGAACAUCAUUCAACUCAAACCAAGACCAAAGUACAUUGUUGCCAUUGAUAAUUCCAGGAACACUUUAGAGGAUAUUGUACAGAUGAUAAGUCAUGUGCUUGGACCAGAAGAAAUUCAGAAAUUACCACCACAGGAAGCGAUUGCCAUGAAGGCGUUUAAGCCAGAGGAACUGGAGUGCCUCGGCAUCAACCUCCGCCUGGAGACCUUUAUCAUAAAUGACUUUUUCAACCUAAGCUGGACGUCUGAAGCCGGGAUGGUUGAAAACAUGUAUAACAUUGUGCAGGAAUACAAAGACACCUGGCAGCUGCUUCCCAUUCGAAUCUUGCUGCUUGGACCUCCAGCUGUGGGGAAAACUACCCUUGCAGGAAAGCUCUGCCAUCAUUACCGGUUGCACCACAUCAAGCUCAAAGAGGUCCUCGAAGAGAAGAUUGCACAACUGAAGGAGAUAGUAAAUGGACCUAACCCUGAAAAUAUCAGUCAAGAGAUAAUGACUGCUGCACAGACACAACUGGGGAAUAUUCACAAAAGUAUGAAGGAAAAUCAAGGUCGACUGGUUGACCGUCUGCUUUGUGAAAUUGUGGAAGAAAAACUAAACUCAAAGCCAUGUAAGAACCAAGGCUUUGUUCUUGAUGGUUUCCCUAAGACUUAUGAGCAAGCGAAGCUGAUUUUCUCUGAUGUGAAUGUGGAUGAGGAUGCAGGGAAAGAGGAUUUGGCAUUGAUGUCCAAAGCACCAGCCUACAAACAGGCCAUCACUCCAGAGUAUGUUUUUGCCCUUGAUGCAUCAGAUGACUUCCUGACAAGGAGAGUACAAGGACUUCCAGAAAACGUGGCAGAAAAAAUGCGCUACACCCAGGAUGAAUUUGUACCUCGCCUGACAAAACACAGACAGCUCAGUGGAGCUGAGGAAACAGUGUGUGACUACUUUGAUCAGAUUGAGGUUCACCCAUUACAUAUCGAGGUCAGGACAGAUGAUCCAGAGUACACAGACAUCAUGAAGAUGAUCACACGGGUGGUGGGCCCUCCCAAGAAUUAUGGCUUGAGUCCAGAGGAGCAGGAGGAGCAGGACCGGAAAAAAGAGGAAGAGAGGAGGCAGAAACAGUCCGCAGAGGCUGCUGAGAGGAAACGCAGGAAUGAGGCUGUGCUGGCUGAGAUGGCUGCUCAGUAUGAGGACUGGCAGAAAAAUUUAUCAGAGGUGAAGAGACAAGAGAGCGAGCAGCUGGAAGUUCAAGCUCUUCCCCUGCGAAACUACCUGAUGAAGUACGUGAUGCCCUCGCUCACUGAGGCCAUGGUAAAGUGCUGCAAGAUUAAACCGGAGGACCCUGUUGACUUUUUGGCGGAAUGUCUUUUACGACAAGAAGAAUAAGAAUUGCUCCGAUGAAGGCCGUGCUAUGAUGCUAUUGAUCAGCAUUUUUAUGUUGUUACACUGUUACAGGAUUAUAAUUGAGAUGAAAUGGUUUGAAAAGAAUUUUUUAAAGAAUGUGUUAUCUGCAAACUACAAAAUGAACUCAGCAUUCAAUUAAAAAACUUGUACACAAACCUCAUCACCAAAAAUAAAUAUUUAACAUUGACA
Molecule: messenger RNA, 2501 nt
Organism: Oreochromis niloticus (Nile tilapia)
Lineage: Eukaryota; Metazoa; Chordata; Actinopteri; Cichliformes; Cichlidae
Product: adenylate kinase 7
Exons: 18
Coding region: 201-2294 (697 amino acids)
Biological process (GO): nucleobase-containing compound metabolic process
Molecular function (GO): nucleobase-containing compound kinase activity; ATP binding
Source: RefSeq, a predicted model, not a curated record